Suillus bovinus is the source of this 1864-nucleotide messenger RNA. RefSeq lists its product as uncharacterized. The coding region runs from base 191 to 1705 and encodes 504 amino acids. Lineage: Eukaryota; Fungi; Basidiomycota; Agaricomycetes; Boletales; Suillaceae. The transcript has 2 exons. Gene Ontology annotation, molecular function: protein binding. The record is from RefSeq and is a predicted model, not a curated record.
UCAGCUUGAGAAAAUUUUUAUUCCUGACGGCGUUCUUAAUCUCAACGUUAGCAACCUUUGGGACAUUGCUGUCAUAGGUGAGCCCAUUUCAUAUUCUGAAUCUAAGCUGAAUGGAGAUAGUUACUUGGUCAGGUCCACUUCUGUUGAAGGCUCUGCAGAAUUUUGAACAUCCCAAAUACUGUGGUUUACCAUGCAUCGGUCUUUGCUCAUUGACGAGAUUCUUUCUCACAUCAUUCAGUUCGUUGCUGCCGACGGUCAGCGGGACCUGAAGCGCUUGGAAGAUACAAGCAGCCUUGCUAGGCUUGCUCGUACAUGCCGCUGCUUUAUGGAAUGUGCUCUUGACACCCUCUGGCGCACUCAACAUUCGUUAAGUCCUCUUAUCAUGUGCUUGCCAAAAGGGACUUGGGAGAUUCGCUCCAGUAAUAUACUCUAUCUCACGAGACCGCCUGCUGAAUCUGAGUGGGCACGAUUUGACGUGUAUUCACGUCGUGUGAAGAGUUUUUCAUACCCAAAGCAAACGAGAAUGAUCAGACUACACGAGGACGCGCUUCCACUCCUUUUUUCUGAACGCCCUCCCCAGUCUCUGUUCCCGUCACUUUCCUCGCUCGACUUCUCCAUCCUGUCAUGCAGCUCUUCCAACUUCACCUUAAUCCGAGACUUUCUCUCCCCAAAACUGACAAACCUCGCUUUCACUCUCCCUCGAAAGAUGUGCCCUCAGGACAUUUGCUGUGUAUUAAAAGACCUUACUCGGAAGGCUACCCAACUCGAAAACCUCGCAAUUUCAUCGUUCUUUCCAGUGGUGACAUUUGAAUUGAAUAUUUCGACCCAUGAACUGCCAGACUUACGUCGGUUGGUCGUCUCCAACUCUAUUCGUAUAUCUGCACAGAGCGUGCUGAAUAUCGCGUCACUUUGUCAUGUUCAAGAGCUUGCCUUGAAUCUUCACCCUGAUUUCGACGCCGACGUGCUACGCUAUAGGGCAAAUAAGAGGACCUUCCCCGCUCUCCAGCGUCUCAGCCUCGUGGCACACGACCUUUCCCAGUGUACAUCUAUCGUGUCGCUUAUAUCCUCGCCACAACUGGAAGAUGUUUCUGUCUCAUACGACGUCCAAGCACGAUCUUCCGUCAUUACUUCAUUCCUGAGUGCCAUCGGCACGUCGGUUCGAUCAAUUUCUCUCCGACACAACACGCAAACUCAUACAAUUGCCGACGCCCCAUUUAUUUUCGACCCUUCCACAUUUGCACCGCUGCUCGCUUGUCGCAAUCUCCGCACUAUCCAAGUAUACAAUCUUGGUACGCUUAAUUUAGACGAUGAGUUCAUCGUUUCAGUGGCUAAAGCCUGGAACAAACUCGAGGACAUUCGGCUCUGCAGCCUACCUUGGUCCUCCAUAAUCCCCAAUAUCAGUUUGAACGCCUUGACAGCGUUGACCCAAUACUGCCCACGGCUUACCCGCGUACACCUGUCCUUGAACGCAAGGGAAAUCCCUGAACUACCCACCAACAGGGCUGGUGCCCAGUCCUUGGAGGUGCUCAAUAUCCGAGAUUCGGUCAUCGACCACACUGAACUUGUCGCGCAUUUUUUGCGGGCGAUUAUACCGAAUAUGAGGACUUUGUAUGUUGAAGCGCACCCAGAACUAAGGGAUAAAUGGAUGGAAGUCAAGGCCUACUAUGACCGGCUGUCAGUGGUACCUAUGCAGAAUGGGUCAUAAACAGUCGCCCAUAGAACUAGUCACGGAUUAUUUUGGUAUAGAGCUCGUUCGUAUCAUUUAGAUUUGUGUGUUAUUUGUAACUUAACUUAGGUGGAGUAAAGUAAUACAUAGAUUUGUCGACUUCCCCCGAGGUUUGUCACUUCGCACUGAACGCUCUCC